Molecule: messenger RNA, 3542 nt
Organism: Carcharodon carcharias (great white shark)
Lineage: Eukaryota; Metazoa; Chordata; Chondrichthyes; Lamniformes; Lamnidae
Gene: kics2
Product: KICSTOR subunit 2
Exons: 3
Coding region: 80-1414 (444 amino acids)
Biological process (GO): cellular response to amino acid starvation; cellular response to glucose starvation; negative regulation of TORC1 signaling
Cellular component (GO): KICSTOR complex
Source: RefSeq, a predicted model, not a curated record
GGGCCCCGGGCCCCCGGUCUCGGUCUCUCCCUCCCCCCGGGCCCCGGGCCCCCGGUCUCGGUCUCUCCCUCCCCCCGGGAUGAGUGAGCCUCCGGCCGGCCCUGUGCCUCUGGAACAGGCGGUGCUGGAGACUUUCUUCUCGCACCUGGGAAUCUGCUCCCAUGACCGGGCCAAGGACUAUGUGGAGCGGGAGAAGGAGAACAGCCGGAGCGCGGGCCCGAGCUGGGCCGGGAUCCUGUCCGCACUCGCUCACCUGGCGGCGGCCGAGAAAGCUUAUCACAGCAUGGGCUUCCUGGGGCAGAAACUGGGCGGCCAGUCGUUUUUUAGUCGGAAGGAUUCCAUUCGAUCUAUCUACACGUCCCUCCACAAUGAGCUGCGCAAGUUGGCCACCACUGCACGGAACCCGACGGCUGGGACCUCUCCACAUCUGGAAGAACUCCUCUCCCACCUCUCCGAGCAGCUCUGCUUUUUCAUUCAGGCCCGAAUGGAGAUUGCGGACUUCUACGAGAAGAUGUAUUCCCUCAGCACGCAGAAGUCCAUCCACUCAACGGAGGUGGUGCACGCAUUGGAGUCAAUUCUAGAGAAAUACAGCUGCAGGUUCCAUCACCCCAUCCUGAGCCCCUUGGAAAGUAGCUUCCAGCUGGAGGUGGAUGUGCUAACUCAGCUGCUGAAAGCUCAGGCUGAGAUCAGUGAAUGGAAGUUCCUCCCCUCACUGCUCAAUCUGCACAGUGCCCACUCCAAGCUGCAGACCUGGGGCCAGACGUUUGAGAAGCAGCGGGAGACCAGGAAGCACCUGUUUGGGGGCCAGACCCAGAAGGCCCUUCAGCCCCCACACCUCUUCCUGUGGCUGUCCAAACUGAAGAACGCCCUCUUGGCCAAGUUCACCUUCUACUUCCACGAGGCACUGAGCCGCCAGACCACGCCCUCGGAAAUGAAGGCCUUGACCGCCAAGACCAACCCUGAUUACUGCGGCAAGAUCUCUAGUUUCAUUCGGAAAUAUGACGCCGAAAAUGUCUCUUUGAUCUUUGACAACCGAGGGUCUGAGACCUUCCAGGGGCAUGGGUACCACCACCCGCACUCAUACAGGGAAGCCCCCAAGGGGGUGGAUCAGUACCCGGCAGUUGUUUCCUUGCCCACUGACCGACCUUUAAUACACUGGCCCAACGUGAUCAUGAUCAUGACAGACCGCGCGACGGAGCUGAACACUUUGGACAAAGUAGUCCACUUCUACGACGACAAGGUUCAGAGCACUUACUUCCUGACACGCCCCGAACCCCAGUUCACCAUUGUGGUCAUCUUCGACUCCAGAAAGUCAGAGAAAGAUUCUCACUUUCUCUCCUUCCUCAACGAGCUCUCCAGCUCCCUGAAGAACUCCAAGCCAUUUGCCAGCCUGAAGCCAGGUUCAAAGGGCUAACACCAACAUCUCUGGCCCAAGUAAACGCAUCGUGACUGUGAAAAAAGGAUGGCAGGAGGCGGAUUCUGCUGCCAGUGAAUUCAAGUAAUUUAAUCAUGUCUCCAUCCAUUACCGUGCGGGGAAUUAGUACUCCUUAAUUGUUUAUGACUAUGGGAUGUUUCAGUCCAUUAACUUGCACUCGGCUAAGAACUGCACAAGCUAUUUACCAAGUGUGAUUGCUGUAUUUUUAAUGCCAACUGAUGUAAGGAUACAUACAGUCCACUUAAACAGCUUACAAAUAUUAAAUAAAGGCACUUGAAUUUGAUGCAUAGAUUGCGCUUUAAUCCUAAUUGCUAUUGGAAAAAUUAAUGUAAUGUUUGAAAAUAUUGCCAGGGCAAUUAAAUAUAAAGCAGGAUCCUGUUACUAUAGGAAGCCUUGGACCUGACCCCGUCUCGAUCAAUGGUCUCAAUCUCUUUGGUUUUGAGGUACCUCCUCCAAUGUUUUAAAAUUCAACGCACCCUUGAAACACUCAUUUUUAUACAGAAAAUAAACUUGCUCUACAAUUAAACAUAUAAUUUAUUAUGAUUUUUGUUUUACUUACCUAAUGGGUGACUUGGCUGGUUGAAUGAAGGUGGGCCAAAUGGUUCACCUCAUCUGUAAUUAUCCUGAUCUCAGAUCACAUUUUAUUCGCACUGAAUUAGUGUAGUCAGGCAUGCAAGUGCUCGUGCUAUGAUAUUCAGUCCGCAGGCUGCAGGACAAUCUUGGCACACCAUGACUGGGAAAUUUCUGAGCCUGCAGCUGGGGAAAAUGAUCCGAGGAAUUUGCCCCAGUUUUCAUCGUAAAACUAUAGAUGACGCACCCCACAAAGAGUGACAUGUUUCUAAAACUGCUCCGAACUUAUCGUGAGCAGAAAUGUCUAUUAAUAUGUUAAUAAAUACUCCAAUUUUUCUUUAAAAAUUACAAAUCAAUACUAAAAUUCCCAAAGGGGUUUGUUAAUUUUUUUUUUAAUUGCUGUAAACCUGUAAAGGUGAAUGGAAUUGUGCAGGAAGCACAGGCAUAGUAUGAGAAGAUGGCAGGGUAGCUUUGCAGCAGCAGAGUGAAUGCAGCUUCUACUGCAGUCACUUAAAGAAAUACCCCAAUAUUUAUUCAGUUUGCCUUCCAAUAUUUAUUAAAUUGAAAUGCAGUUUUAAUAAUAACAGACGCUGAAAGCGAUACAACAUGUAGCGCGAUAUAGUGGCCAGCCUAACAGUGGUCCCUCCCUUCUGUCAGUGUUAUUCAUUUCCAGUAGUUGGGCUGAUUUCCACAUGCAUCAUUGCCAGCUUGUUCUCCCUAAACUGCCAGAUCCUUACAAGUGAUAUUAAUUCAUCCUUUUUGCCUCUUGUUGCCUACUCUGGGCCCUGUAAGUUGACUUGAAUCGACUUGCCAACCAGUCAGCACCCUUUUCUCCUAUAGUAUAAAUUAUGGGGAUUGUUUGAAAUUCAGCCUUGUGUUUGCCCUGAUGAUUGCCAGAUGAAAAGCUUUGGCAAUGUGUUUUUUUUUAAAGCAAUAUUGAAGUUCUAUAAAACCAAGCGGCAUAGGUAGGUGUCAGGUUCAGCAGAAGCCAACCACUUUCUCCAACAGAAAGAUAUGAAUGUCAGGGUUAAAGCUUUCUCUGGGCUGGUCUUAUGCACCGUCUAGAGACUCUGCACAAGAAGGACAAAGUGCUGGCAGGUUAUUCUGAUAGGAUUAGAUGAAGAAAGUGUAGGAGAAAGCUCAUGUGGAACUCAAUCCUCUACCCUGAACCAGUUGGACCGAAUGGCUUGUUUCUAUGCUGUACAGUGUAAUUCUAUGUAAUCAUAUGACAAACUUUACCUCCCCAUGGAUCAGCCUCCUUCAACAGAGAACCUAUCAGUGAUGGCUGCUGUUUCACUUUAAUGCUCUACAUUUGUGUACAAGGAUAUCUGGCAUAGCAAGGGUUAAUGUGGGACUGGAAACAGUACCGCCCACAGUGUGAUGUGAAGGGUCACAUAACCUGAGACUAGAAUCAUUUGUGGGCUGGACAGAGACCUGUGUGGAAGCAAUUAAGGAUUUAGCUCUUGGCUUGGGCUAUAUCCUGUAUAUAUGUACAUAGUUAUGUGUUAUUGUGUUAUCAAUAAACAGUUAAUGUUCA